AUGAAAAACAUAUUAAAAUUCAGACCAAUUAAUUGCCGUACAGGUGAUAAAUUAUGUUUGCUAAAAAAAUUGGUACACACAAAAAAUGGGUUAUCACAAAUUCAUUGUAAAAAUAAUAAAAUAGGGAAUGGUAUAAUUAGCCAUCAAGAAUUAAAAAUUGGAUAUAUAAAAUUAAUAAAUAAUAUAAGAAAUCAAAAUAUAUGUACUGAAAAUAAAGUCAAAGAUGACAAUAAUUUAGCUAACCAUUCAAAUGAAACAAUAAAUAAUACCGAUACAAAAUUAAAUUAUAAUAUAGACAACGAUUUUGAUAGAGAAGAUAAUGAUAUAAAAUAUAAUGGCAAUCAAAACUCGAAUUUGUCUGAUACAAAUUUUGAAGGUAAUGAAUUUGAAAAUUAUAACAAAUUUAAUAGGUAUGAAAGAAAAAAUAAUAAGGAAGAUGGUGAAAAUGGAUUUAUUAAUAGUAGAAAUGAAAGAACAAAUUAUCAAAAAAAAAAUAAUUAUAAUUUAAAAAAUGAUUAUGAUAAUAAUACAGAUAAUAACAUGGAUGAUUAUAAUAAUAGUUAUACAAAAAGAGACGAUCAUAAUAAUUCGAGAUAUUCGAGAAAUUUAAACAAUUCAGAUAGGUACUCAAAAUUAGGAGAUAAUUUAAAAGAUAUAGAAUGGAAUAAAAUAAAAGUAAAAAUAGAAAGACAAAACUUAUUUAAUGUUAAUGAAAAUAAAUUAAAAAAAUUAUCAAAUGAAGAAAUACAAAAUGAGUUAAAAAAUAAUAAUAUAUAUGUAAAUAAAGAUUUAGCAUUAAAUAGUUUUAUAACCCAAUUUUCAGAUUUAGACUUUCAUGAAUCAAUAUUAAAUUAUUUAAAUGAAAAUUUUAAAGAACCAACAGCUAUUCAAAAAAUUACAUGGCCUAUUGCUUUGUCAGGAAAAGAUUUAAUAGGUGUUGCUGAAACAGGAAGUGGAAAAACACUAGCAUUUGUUUUACCAUGCCUUAUGCAUAUAUUAAAACAUAAACAAACGGAAAUGGAACAAAAUGGAGGUGAACAUAUCAAAAAUAAGGAAGAAAAAUUAUCUGAGAGUAAUAAUAAUGACAAUAGUUACGAUCCUGAUAUUGAGAAAGAAUUUCAAAAUGAAGAUAAUGAAGAUCGUAAAACAUAUGGAUUAAUUUUAUUACCAACACGAGAAUUGUGUAUGCAAGUAUUAAAUGAAAUUAAAAAAUUCGAGAAUGAAUUAGAUUUAAAAGCUGUUGCAGUAUAUGGUGGUGUACCAAAGUAUUUCCAAAUUAAUAGUAUAAAAAAAGGAGCUGAUAUAAUUGUUGCAACACCAGGAAGACUUCUUGAUUAUUUAGAAAAUGGAAUCAUAAAUUUAUUAAGAUGUAUCUAUGUAGUUAUUGAUGAAGCAGAUAGAUUACUUGAUAUGGGAUUUGAAAAACAAUUAAGAAAAAUAAUGACACAAAUUAAUAAAAAUAAACAAUUACUAUUUUUAACGGCAACAUGGCCUGAGCAAGUUAGAAAACUUGCAUAUGAUUUUUGUUCAUUUGAUCCAGUAAAAAUUCAAAUUGGAAAAAGUGAAUUAACAGCAAAUAAAAAUAUAGAACAACAAGUAAUAGUUAGUUCAUCAAUUGAUUUAAAAAAAAAAUUAUUAGAUUGGUUAAAAGAUAAUUAUGAAAAUAAUAAAAUUUUAAUCUUUUGUGAUACAAAAAGAAAUUGUGAUAAUUUAUGUAAAGAAUUACGAUACCAUCAAUAUAAUAGUUUAUCAAUACAUGGAGAUAAACAACAAAGAGAAAGAGAUAGAAUAUUAAACAAUUAUAAAAAUGAUAGAUGUAAUAUACUAGUAGCAACUGAUGUAGCAUCAAGGGGGUUAGAUAUUAAAAAUAUUUCGAUAGUUAUUAAUUAUGAUAUACCAAAUACUAUUGAAGAUUAUAUUCAUAGAAUUGGACGAACAGGUAGAGCAGGCAAUAAAGGGAAGUCCAUAUUAUUUUUCCCUUAUGAUUAUUAUGUUCCCCAAAAACAAAGAUUUGCAAAAGACUUAGUAAAAUUAUUAAAUAAAACAAAUCAGCAAGUUCCUAAAGAACUCAGAGAAAUUGUAAGCACACGAUGA
Plasmodium vinckei vinckei is the source of this 2094-nucleotide messenger RNA. RefSeq names its product ATP-dependent RNA helicase, putative. Gene Ontology annotation, molecular function: RNA binding; RNA helicase activity; ATP binding. Bases 1 to 2094 code for a protein of 697 amino acids. The transcript has a single exon. Lineage: Eukaryota; Apicomplexa; Aconoidasida; Haemosporida; Plasmodiidae. The record is from RefSeq and is a predicted model, not a curated record.